CGUCCAAAUCAUCCAUACAAAGUAUUGAUCGCGAAAGCUAUCUUGAGUAAUUGCGAUAGGAAAUUAGUUUUAGCUGAUAUUAUAGACUACAUCGCUAAAAAUUAUCCUUAUUAUAAAGUGGAAGAUAGCAGUUGGAAAAAUAGCAUUCGCCAUAGUUUAUCACUCAACGAUUGCUUUAUUAAAGUUGGUCGCAGUAAUCGAGGCAAAAGCAAUUACUGGUCUAUUCACCCAUUGGUCUUUAAAGAUUUUGAGGAAGGCAAUUUCCAUAAACGACAUCCGAAACAGAGACUA
Messenger RNA from Trichoplax adhaerens, 291 nucleotides. RefSeq lists its product as uncharacterized. Lineage: Eukaryota; Metazoa; Placozoa; Uniplacotomia; Trichoplacea; Trichoplacidae. The transcript has a single exon. Gene Ontology annotation, molecular function: DNA-binding transcription factor activity, RNA polymerase II-specific; RNA polymerase II cis-regulatory region sequence-specific DNA binding. The annotation marks the transcript as partial. The record is from RefSeq and is a predicted model, not a curated record. Gene Ontology annotation, biological process: regulation of transcription by RNA polymerase II; cell differentiation; anatomical structure morphogenesis.